Molecule: messenger RNA, 3405 nt
Organism: Dermatophagoides farinae (American house dust mite)
Lineage: Eukaryota; Metazoa; Arthropoda; Arachnida; Sarcoptiformes; Pyroglyphidae
Gene: Rift
Product: Riboflavin transporter
Biological process (GO): riboflavin transport
Cellular component (GO): plasma membrane
Molecular function (GO): riboflavin transmembrane transporter activity
Source: RefSeq, a predicted model, not a curated record
ACUAAAUUAUUAACCACUAGUACAGCAAAAAAAUAUACAAUGUUGUGUUGGUGGUUUUUUUGUUGUUUGUUAACAUUCAUUUUGCGUUUCCUCCUGCGUAUAAAUAACAUGUUUUUUUGUGUUUGCGUUUGUGUGUGUGUGUGUUUACGGGGGAGAGUAGUGGAGGGAAAUUCGAAGCGGAAGUAUUUCUAUAAUUACAACCAUCUGUUUUAUUGGUAAACAAAAACAAAAUUAUUUCAUAAAAACAUAGGAAUUUUUUUUGUAUUAUCUCAUUUACUGAAUCAUCGUUUCUAUCGGGAAACAUCUUAUAUUGGCAAAUACCGCUGUCAUUGAGAAUUGAAGAAUUCAUUCGAUGGUCGAAUGACCUUCGAAAUUUCAAACACACAAUUUCAAGCAUCAUUAAAACACGAAACAAAAAAAAAAAAAACUGUGUGAAUGAAUUUGCUAAAUUUGGCCAUAAUGAUCGUAGUUGAUUAAUUAUUAGAAGAAAAACAAACAAAAAAAAAACAUAAAAGAGAUUAUCAAACGCCAUCAUCAUCAUUCUUCAUUUCAACACUGUAUUCAUCUGACAUUUGGAAUUUUGAUUUUUUUCGUUUCGUUUUUGUUUCAUAAAUCGUCCAAACAUGGGCAACAUUUUUUUUACAAGUUGAUGGACAAUUUAAUUAACAACAACAACAACAACAUGAAAAAUCCCUAGAUUAUUCUGCUUGUUUCUCGUUGUUUUUUUCUACUGAUUCUUUGCCAGGAUUUUAUGAUUAGAAAUUCAAGAUUUUUUUUUUUUUGGCUGUUUCGUUGUUCGUUUGUUGCUUAUUUGUGUGUGUGUGUGUGUGCUUGUUGCAUCAAGUAAUUUUUCAAGAUGCUGGGUGUGGUAUUUGUGUGUGUGUGUGUGAUAAAAAUAACUUUGAUGUUUUUUGUUGUUGUUGUUGUUGUUGAAAAAUAAACGCAGUAGUACGAUAAUGAUUCCAUUCUAUUCAUAAAAUGAUGGUGCCAACUAUGGUUUACUUUACACAUAAAUUAAACUGAUGAAUUAAAAAAAUUUUUUGCCAGAAAAAAAUCAAUCAAUGGCCAAACAUUGUUGUUGUCAUUUCCGAUACAUUUCUGUCUUUCUUAUCUACAAAAAAAGAAAAGAAAAAUUGAUUAAUUCAAAAUUGAUUGAUUGGAAAAACAAAGAUCAUGUAGCAUAUACACUAACAGAGACAUUUAUGACAUUGCCGUUGUUGUUGUCGUUGCUAAUUGAUGGCCAUCAUCAAUUAACAGCUAAUUAAAUUAAUUAAUCAAUCAGAAAAAACUCUUUUUUCUCUCAUAAUUUUCAUAAACAUACAAAACAUCACGACGACGAUAAAAUAUUGAUUUAAUUUUCAGCCAUCGAAUGUAUUUUCUACCAAAAUCUGCUGAAUAGAUGAUCCAUCCGGUGUAAAUCAUCAUCAUCAUCAUCAUCAUCAUGGCUCAACAAUCAUUUAUUGGCGAAAUGACCGAAAUGAUUGAUACGAAUCCAAAGGCUGUUGUUCCAAUAUCAAUAUUAGCAAUGCUAUUUGGUACAGGUUCAUGGAUUGCAUUAACCGGUUUGUGGUUAGAAAUGCCAUUAUUGUUGCAACAAUUACCAGAAGGAUGGACACUUGCAUCACAUUUAAAUAUGAUGAUACAAUUGGCAAAUAUCGGUCCAUUAUUGUAUUGGAUUAUGAAACAAAAUCGUUUUGUGAAUGACAUCUCAGCCACACAUAUACAAAUGUUGAUCGGUCUAAUUUCCUGUUUGAUGUUGAUUGGUUUCUGGCAACGAACCAUUUGUAUUUUCGGCGGUGAACAUUCAAUAUUUUUAUUAAUUUUUACGUUUGGCUUAGCUCUCGUGGAUUGUACAUCAUCCGUUACAUUUUUACCAUUUAUGGCACGUUUUGAUUCCAGUUUUAUGACACCAUAUCUUGUUGGUGAAGGUCUUAGUGGUUUCAUUCCAAGCUUGGUUGUUUUAAUUCAAGGUGUUGGUCAUACAAUAGGAUCAAUGGAUGAAGAUUCAUGUCCAACAAUAACAACAACAACAAAAUCAGCUGAAUUAUUGUUAAAUUCCCAGGAAAUUUCUAGCAAUAUUUCAUCAUCCUCAAUCCUUGAUCCAAUUGUAUCAUCAUCAUCAUCGCUACAAUUACCAUCGUUGAUUGAACCAAGAUUUUCUGUGGAAAUAUUUUUCACAUCAUUAUUCAUUACAUUAAUUAUUAGCUAUCUGGCUUUUUUAUCAUUAGAAUUCAUACCAUUUGCACGACAUGAACAACGACGUAUAAAACGUUUGCAUUUGUUUGAUAAAACAAUUAGUAAUAAUGAUGACAACAAUAACAUCAAUGAUGAACGACAACGACAACAAAAGUCAAUCAAUUUAAAUGAUGAUAAUUAUGUAGAACUAUCGCUCGAUGAUGAUGACGAUUGUAAUGAUGAAUCAUUGAAUAAUCAUCAUCAUCAUCAUAAUGAAAUGAAUUCGAAUGGAAAAACAUUCGAAAUUAAUCGUUCGAUAUAUUUCUAUCUACUUGGUCUCAUGUUUUGGAAUAGUUUCACAACAUUCGGAUUUAUGCCACCAUUACAGCCAUUUUCCGCAAUGCCAUACAGUGCCGAUACAUUACAUUAUGUCGUCAUUUUAGCAUCAAUUUCAUAUCCAGUUGGUUGUUUCUAUGGAAUGCUCGUCGAACAUCGUUCCAUACGAAUGAUUACCAUGUUAACAGUGGUGGCAACAAUUUUAGCCGUUUAUAUAUUGAUAUCAGCUUUGAUGAGUCCAUCACCACCUUUGGUUCAUAGUGAACAAUGGCAUACAAUAGCCGCAUGGAUCAUGGUUGCAAUUUGGGCCGCAUUCAUAACAAUUGCAUCAUAUGCGAAAACAAUGAUUACAUUGGUGAUUUGUGAUUAUAACCGUAUGAACGGUAUGUUUUGGGUUGGAAUGCAAACACAAUUCGGAUCGGCAAUUGGUGCUUCAAUUGCAUUUCUGUUGAUUAAUUAUACCCAUUGGUUUAAUCAAUGUUAUCAGAUUAAUUAGAUUAUUUUCAUUUUGUAAAUAUCUUCAUCGAAUGAUUGAUUAAUAUAUUUUUUUUAUUGAAUAAAAAAUUUUUUCAUUAACAAGCUAUUUGUUCAUAUUGACUACGCUAGAUGGCGCCGGUGUCGUGCUUAUUAAAUUCUGUUUUUCAAUAUCGAAUGAUGUUUUUAAUUGUUGUACGAAUUUUGAUGUAAAUUUUAACAGUUGUUUUUCUUGUUGUUGUUGUUGUGGAUGAUGAUGAAUUAAUUUUCUUUUCAUUUGUAUUUUCGGUAUUUUUAUCUUUAUUUCAAUCUUUUCAGACAACGAACGUGAUAAUGAACGUUGUGGUAAUAAUGAUGUUGAUAAUUCUUGUAUAUCAAAUAAUGAUUUUUCAUUUCGUUGUUGUUUAUCAAUAUCAUCGA